This is a messenger RNA of Pezoporus occidentalis (night parrot), 4102 nucleotides long. It is a transcript of the gene MAP7D2, whose product is annotated as MAP7 domain containing 2. The record is from RefSeq and is a predicted model, not a curated record. The coding region runs from base 191 to 2437 and encodes 748 amino acids. Gene Ontology annotation, biological process: microtubule cytoskeleton organization. NCBI's taxonomy places the organism in Eukaryota, Metazoa, Chordata, Aves, Psittaciformes, Psittacidae. Gene Ontology annotation, cellular component: microtubule cytoskeleton. The transcript has 18 exons.
AGCCGCCGCCGAGUGCCAUCAGCCUGUCGUCGGCUACCGUGCCCGGCCCUCGUCCCGCUCCUCCCCGCUCGCUUGCCGCGCCGUGUCAGGUGCCGCGGGGUGGGCAGUGCGCCUGUGCGGCGGCCACUGGGCGCCGCGGACCGGAGCGGCGGCAGCAGGAGGCGGUGGUGGUGGCCACCGGCUGAGGAAGAUGGCGGAGCCGGGGGCUGCGCGCAGCUACCCGCGGGCGACAGCCUUUGAUGGAUUUCUGAAAACUGAUGAAAGACAGAGACUGGCAAAGGAGAGAAGAGAAGAAAGGGAGAAGUACCUCGCUGCUAGGGAACAGCAGAUACUGGAGAAGGAGAGAAGAGCAAAACUUCAAUAUGAAAAGCAAAUGGAGGAGCGAUGGAAAAGAUUGGAGGAGCAGAGGCAGAGGGAGGAGCAGAAGAGAGCAGCUGUUGAAGAAAAAAGGAGACAAAAGCUUAAAGAAGAGGAGGAACGUUUAGAAGCCAUGAUGCGUCGAUCCCUUGAACGCAGCCAGCAACUGGAACAGAAGCAGAAGCGAUGGUCGUGGGGAGGAGCACUAGCUGCAGGCUCAGGAGGGAGAGAUGGUGAAUCAGAAAAUACCCCACCCCCUGUUCUAGGUUUAGCUGCCAACACCCUUCCUCCAGACCCUGUGACCUCUACUGCUCCUGCUGAUUCCCUCAAUGCAUGUGACAAACUUUCAGCUUCUACAAUGAAUCUGCCAAAGCAAAUGGAAUCACCAAUCAGUAAGCGCCUUUCCUCCUCCACAGCGGCCAUAACACAUUCCCCCGACAGAGCUCACCGCAUGCAUCUUAGUCCAAUGGAAAACUUUAUUGUUUCUCGACUGCUGACUCCCACACAGUCAUCUUUAGCCAGAAGCAGAAGUACAUUAAUGCUUUCUGAGUACAAUAAUCCAGUAUUCCAUAUCUGUCCUCGUGUAGCACCAGCUAGUCCUCUUAAAUCUCCCUACAAGAAUUCCCCCACCCGAAGCACUGACAGAAAGAAGGCAACUUCACCCUCCACUUCCAAUGCCAUGAAAGGAGCAGCUGCAGCUGAAGUUACUCAGACUGAGAAGAUAAAGAAAGAGAAGCGACCUGCAACACCUGGUUCAUCAUCUGGCAUGGGAUCUCCUCUAAGAAGGUCUGAUUCUCCUGCUGCCAUGUCCAGAAGAUCUGCAUCACCUGCAACACCGAAGACAGUUGCAAAGACUUAUCCUCAGUCUCCUAAAAACACUAAACAAUAUCCAGCUUCUCCUGUGAAGCAUCGUGCAACUUCUAAUCUCAACCAGGAAACUCCUAAAAAGAAAGUAGACAAGGAGAAAGAAAAUGUCAGUCAUCCAAAAUCCCCAGGAGCACAUACUGAUGAGGCAGGCCAGAUGGCUUCUGAGAAACAUGUCCCUUCUGCAGGAAAGACUGAAAAUGUUGAAGGGAAGAUCACGGUAGGAACAACUGAUGCAGAAGAAGCAGCAAAAAUUCUAGCUGAAAAAAGACGACAGGCCCGCCUGCAAAAAGAGCGAGAAGAAAGAGAGAGACAGGAGAGAGAAGAACGGGAGAGGCUUGAAAGAGAAGAACAGAAAAGAAAGGCAGAAGAAGAAAGACUUCGUCUAGAGGAAGAAGCUCGUAAGAAGGAAGAGGAAAGAAAAUGUGAGGAAGAAGCAGCUAGGAAAAAGGCAGAAGAGGAAGCCAGAAAAAGAGCUGAGGAAGAACAAAUGCUAAAGGAAAGGCAAGAAAAAGAGCUCCAGGCCAAACUUGAGAAACAGAGGGAAGAAGCAGAAAUCAAAGCCCGUGAGGCAGCUGAGCAGCUUCGUCUUGAAAGGGAGCAAAUCAUGCAGCAAAUUGAGCAAGAAAGGCUGGAGCGGAAGAAGAGAAUAGAUGAAAUAAUGAAGAGAACAAGGAGGAGUGAAGCACCAGAAAUAAAGAAGGAAGAGACAAAACAGGAGGUACCAUCAACUUUGAAUGUGGAAAGGCAACCAAAGGCCCUUGUUCUCAACCAGCCAGAGAUCAAUGGAUUGGCAACCUGCCUGAAAAAUAAAAGUUUAGAAAGUGCUGUCCCUGUAAUCCCUUCCCAAGAUGUAGUUGCUAAUGGAUUAAAGUCAGCCCCAGGACUUACUCAGCUGGAAGCUGUUAACGGGAAGUCUAACAGCAUGGAAGAUUCAAUGGAUGAGGUUCAGUCCAUGGAUGUGAGCCCAGUUUCAAAAGAAGAACUAAUCUCUAUCCCUGAAUAUUCACCCAUGAAUGAACUCAUGCCUGGUGUUUCUUUGGAUGAGAAUGGAACAAGUAAUGCCAAAGCUCUUGAAGAUCUCUUGGAUUUCACAGGCCAAGCUACGUACUCCAAGAUGUCCAGUGAUACCAUUAGCCUAGAUGACUGUAACAAAAACUUGAUUGAGGGAUUUAACAGUCCAGGACAGGAAAAUACACUUAAUUCUAUCUGUUGACAACCUCACUUUUCAGCAGAACAGAUAAAGAGGUAGCGAUUUGUGGAGGAGCUAUAUCCCAGUGAUGCUACUGGAAGUAAAAUAUGAGCUUGUCACUUGAAAGAGCUUCUGCAGUCCUUGAGCACUGGAUUUCAGAUAAUCAGAGCUGACUACAACUGUGUCUUCCCAGGGAAUAUGUUGAAUAACUGGCUGCUUUUGGUAGAAACCAGUGAUCUAGAGGCGUGAUGGUUUCAGGGAAGACUCGAGUGUGCAUUAGAAUUUGAGCUUUAGCUGCUAAUAAAGCACUUACUACUUCUUUUAAUUUAAAACUCAUCUCAACACCUCACUGUGACACCUGUGCAUUUUAUUUUUGAAAUAGUUUUUCCCUCAGCUUUAUCAUUCAUUCAUUUAGAUGUCUUUUUCUUGUAAAUAAUGAUGAGUUUUGCCCACAGUGCAUUGAAAUGAAAUAAUAUACUGGACAUUAGUUUUGUGCCUAUCUUUUUUUUGUCUUUAAUAAGGAGUUAUUGGCAACUCUUAUGCAGGUGUAUAAUUCAAAACUAUGCCCAAAGAGGCUUAAGAUAUACAACUUCUGGAAUCAGAAGAACAUUUUCACUGACUGUGGAGUGUGGGAGCUAUCCUGUUAUGACUGACACUUUUAGUCACUAGUAGCACUUACUGGUUAAUACUAAUUAUUUCAGGAGUGACUGUCAACUAUGUGUUUAAAAAUAUACUUGUGUAACACCUGUAAACAAUGUAGGCAAAACGCCUGGUGUAAUCCUUUAAUAUAUAUAUCUCUCUAUAUAUAUAGUAUAGCUGUAGUAGAUCCAAGUGAUGAGUGGUCAGGGGGCUGAGAUUAUAUGUUAAUCUUUGAAGAUGCAGACACUUGAUUAAUACCAGCAGGCUUUCUAUCAUGUGGGGAAGUAUUUUGUCUUCCUGUAGGCUCUACAAAACAAGAUUCAGACAGCAGCAAAACAACAUCUGAAUGUUGCAGCAGAAAUCCAAAGGCCAAGGCAUACAUGGGGAACACUUGUAGCCCCCUUAUUCUCUAAGCAUCUGUAUGGAAGAAGUCACAUUGAGAUGUAUAAUGUCUAGCCAUUAUGUGCCAUACAGUACUAACUUUAUUUCUGCGGGUGAACUACGAUAAUUUCAUGCUGGAUCUUGUGCUGCUUUGAGAACACUUUUGCCCAAUUCCAUAUAAAAAUAAACUAUAAAUAGAGCUCUCUUUGGACACUAACACAAAAGAGGUGAAAACCUGGGGGGUGGGUUUCUUUUUUGCUUUUUUCUCCACUAGUAAGGGAGUUCACAGUAUAGCUUGAGCUCAGUUUUGUAUCCCCAUUCUUGUGCUCUUUAAAGCCAGCAACGGGAAAGAAACCAAUGACAUCAUGUGUGAUGUGUAAAGAAAUCAUACCUACAGCAAUCCAGCUCUGUUUAUGUUGGUGUACUUCAGAGAAAUACUUUCUUUUGACUGUACAGUAAGCUGUAGCAUGGUACUGUGUCUUCCAAAUUAGCCCUUCAUCUAUUCUCUAAAUAGUAAACAAACAAAACCAGUUUGUUUUGCUGUGAUACAUUUUGUUUGACGAAUGUCAUAUUUUAUUAUGGUGUCAUUGUAUAACCUGUAGAUUUCUGUAUUUGCAUGACCUGUAUAGCAUGUAUAAAGGUGAAAUACAUUUUCAUUUAUGAAUCUAA